Molecule: messenger RNA, 396 nt
Organism: Phytophthora infestans T30-4
Lineage: Eukaryota; Oomycota; Peronosporomycetes; Peronosporales; Peronosporaceae
Exons: 3
Coding region: 1-396 (131 amino acids)
Source: RefSeq, a predicted model, not a curated record
AUGCGUCGUAUUCUGCGUUCGAGUAUCAAGAACAUCUGGGACGCCACGACCGGGUUAGCAGUCACGUUGAGACCAGAGAAAUUCCACAACGAGGAAGCUGCCACACGCACGAUUCAAGCGCUUUACCGACGGAUCGCAGCGCGUAAGAUGCUUCUCCAGCUAAUCACGCGCCAAUAUCGUAAGAUACUGGACCCGGUGUCUGGUCAACCAUGCUACUACGACAGUGUUUCGGGCACUGCAACCUGGUUUAAACCUGCAGUGUUUGGUGAAUACGAUCUUGCACUCGUGGACGACUCGACUGUAUCUCCUUCCGGAAGACGACAAAGCACACUUGUAUCUCCUCGAUUCUCAGCCUUGUACUCUACUAUAGCGUCUACGACAAAUGUCACGCGAUGA